Molecule: messenger RNA, 5036 nt
Organism: Scleropages formosus (Asian bonytongue)
Lineage: Eukaryota; Metazoa; Chordata; Actinopteri; Osteoglossiformes; Osteoglossidae
Gene: aak1b
Product: AP2 associated kinase 1b
Exons: 22
Coding region: 331-3234 (967 amino acids)
Biological process (GO): protein phosphorylation
Molecular function (GO): protein kinase activity; ATP binding
Source: RefSeq, a predicted model, not a curated record
UCGCAUAUAUAUAAACCGGUUAUUACAACGUUAAGUUAACGUAAUAUUAAUACAAAUCCUGAUUGCGAGCGCAUCGGGAAGCAGAGCUGAGUGAGUUGGGCGAUGGAGUAGCUACUACUACUAGCCGGCUGGACUAAGCCGAUCCGAGUUCUAUGCAGGGAAUGAGAGCCGGAGCUGGUGUCUGGGUCCGGGUGUCCGGGGUAUAGGUACUGGGGUUCUGACAUCUUCCCGCAUCGCUGUCCCAGCGGUGCUGUGCCUGCGAUGGAGCCCAGGUGAACGCACCCCGCGCGUCGGCUCAACACGCUUCUCCCCCCCACCACACCGGAAACCAUGAAAAAGUUCUUUGACUCUCGCCGGGAGAUGGUGGCCUCUGGGCCUGGUUCUGGAGGAGGUGGUGGAGGCAGCGGAUCCAGUGGCGCUGGGAGCAGUUUCAUCGGCAGAGUGUUCACCAUUGGCCGGCAUCAGGUCACAGUGGACGAGACCCUCGCUGAAGGGGGUUUUGCCAUCGUGUUCCUGGUGCGCACUCACCAAGGUGUCCGCUGCGCCCUGAAGAGGAUGUAUGUCAAUAACGAGCACGACCUCCAGGUGUGCCACCGCGAGAUCCAAAUCAUGCGGGACCUUGUCGGCCAUAAGAACAUUGUGGGUUACCUGGACUCAAGUAUCACAGCAGUGGGGGCGGGGGAUGUGUGGGAAGUCCUCAUUCUCAUGGACUUCUGUCGAGGAGGCCAGGUGGUAAACCUGAUGAACCAGCGGCUCCAGAUAGGCUUCACUGAGGCUGAGGUGCUGCAGAUCUUCUGUGACACGUGUGAGGCUGUGGCCCGGCUUCACCAGCGCAAGACACCCAUCAUUCACCGUGACCUUAAGGUUGAGAACAUCCUGCUUCAUGACCGGGGCCACUAUGUUCUCUGUGACUUUGGCAGUGCCACCAACCACUUCCAGAACCCUCAGAAUGAAGGCGUGGCUGUGGUGGAGGAGGAGAUCAAGAAGUACACAACAUUGUCAUACCGUGCCCCUGAGAUGGUGAACCUGUACAGCGGCAAUGUCAUCACAACCAAGGCUGACAUCUGGGCUAUGGGCUGCCUGCUGUACAAACUGUGCUACUUCACCCUGCCCUUUGGCGAGAGUCAGGUGGCAAUCUCCGAUGGUACCUUCACCAUCCCCGACAACUCACGCUACUCACAGGACCUCAACUGCCUCAUCCGAUACAUGCUGGAACCCAACCCUGAUAAGAGGCCUAACAUCUACCAGGUCUCUUACUUUGCAUUCAAACUCGCACGGCGGGAAUGCCCCAUCCAGAACAUACAGAAUUCUCCCAUUCCUGCAAAACUUCCUGAACCACUCCGAGCUAGCGACGCUGCAGUCAAGAAGAGUCAGAGCCACACCAAAGCCAGGCUGACGGAUCCUAUUCCCACCAUGGAAACAUCCAUUGCUCCCCGGCAGCGGCCCAAAGCGGGGCAGCCUCAGCCCAAUGCUGGCAUCCUGCCCAUCCAGGCUGCCCUCACACCGCGUAAGAGGCCCCCUGCCAACCCAGGGCCAAUUGCUUUGACCAUAGCUCCAGCCCAGUCUGCAGCCAGUGUCCAGUCUCAAAAAAUGCAGCCUCAGACCACUCCCACACAGCCACAGACCAUGCCUGCAGCAGCCAGAACCACGCCCCAGCAGCAGCCAGUCAUUCCAAAGCCACAAAUGGCAGCAGCAGCCUUUUUCCCUGACGGGCAGCCAGGGCAACAGCAGCAGCAGCCGCAGCCCCAGCAGGCAGUCCAGGGAGCUGCAGCCCCACAGCUGCAAGCAGAACCCGAGCAGCGCCCACAGCAGGCAGCUUCUACCACUCUCCAGAAGCAACCACAGGCCAGCCCCACUCCUCCCAAAGCUCCGCCCCGAGGGUCCCGCCAGAGACAAGCAACAUCAGCCCAGCCAGCAGCCACUGAUUCCAAACCUACAGCUAUUGCAGCUCAGGCUGUUUCAGCACCCAUUUCCACACCUAUUCCGACGCCUGCAGUGACUCCCAUUCCGACACCUGCAGUGACUCCCAUUCCAACUCCUGCUGCAGCACCUGCUGAGGCGCUUGUGGAGGCUCCUGCUUCAGCACCUGUUCCCGCAUCUGCAGCUGUACUGCCUCCAGCAGGCAUCGAAGAAGCCACUCCACCAUCUGAGUCUGCAUCUGAGCAGAUGGCUGCCUCAAAGGUGACCUCGCUGACACCCCCCUCCUCCCCCAAGCCAGCAUCGCGGGGAGGCCACCGGCGAAUCCUGAGCGAUGUGACCCACAGCACGGUGUUUGGAGUCCCUGUCAGCCAGUCCACACAGCUAAUGCAGACGGCUGCGCACGAGGCCAGCCUCAACAAGUCCAAGUCCGCCAGCACCACCCCGUCAAGCUCCCCACAUGCUUCCCAGCCGAGUGUAUAUGAGCCCGCCGAGGCCAGCGCCUCCGAGCAGCCCACCUGGAACCCGUUUGGUGACGACAACUUCUCCAAGCUCACAGCCGAGGAGCUACUCAACAAGGACUUUGCCAAGCUGGCAGAUGGUAAGACAGAAGAUAGAGCUGGUGAUUCCACAGAGAGCCUCAUCCCUGGCCUACAGCCAGCACCAAUAGCACCGCUGCCCUCUUUCCCCCCGUCAACAGGUCCAGUGGAUGGCUCCACAGACACCCUUAGCGGGGAAAUGACUGGAGUGCUGCAGAGUGCCCCUGAUCCAUUUUCCUUGCUUGCCCUCCCUGAUAGUUCAGAGAAGCUCAUUGAGGGACUCGCAUCCCCAGAAACAUCUCUGCUGCUGCCCGACCUGCUGGGUUUGGCCGACCCUUUUGGCAGCACUGCUAACUCCUCCGCCAACGUUGGAGUGUCCGAGGUGUGUAUGGAGUCCCUUAUUCCCGGGCUGGAGGCUCCCCAAACCCAGUCCCUCUCUGCUCCACUGGAUCCUGUCUCCACGCAACCAUCAGACUCCCUGAAUGGGGAGGGUUGCCUUCUCGAUGGCUCACUGCUUUCCCAGGCCUCAGCCUCUUCCCUGGCCGAGUUUGCGCCUGUCUUGCAGCCACCAACGGACCCCUCUUACCUCAUCUCAUGCUUUGACACUUCCGUGAGUGCCGAGAAGGGUCCCGAGGAAGAGUUUGACCCCAUCCCUGUGCUUGUCUCCAAAAGCCCUGCCCCAGGAGCUCAGUCCCACAGCAACAAUGGAGGCUCCGAGUCCAGCCUCCCUGGCCUGGCCCGCUCCCUCCUGUUGGUGGACCAGCUCAUCGACCUGUAGUGGGGGCAGGAGUGGGCAGAGCAGGGUUGGUCAGGGCUUUAGAAUGAUGAGGGGUUGGUGAUGGUGGUAAUUUGUAAAUGAUUUUCCAUCCAUCCUCAGUUACAUAUUCAUCAUACCACAUCCUUCAUUUGCAGCGAGUACUGGGGACUGUUUGGAUCCCCCCAUUGACAUUCCCAUCAUCCCCCUGUCCCCUUCCUGCUUACCUCCAACUUUCCUUCCCACACUGUAUCUGAUUCUUUUGACUCAUCACUUUCUCAGUUCCAUCAUGGUUGCCCCCAUUGUUUCCUUUCCCAAUCAUGGGAGUGGCAGUUAGCGCUGUGUUCCACAGCUGGGUUGUCUCUAGCUUGCCUCAAGUGGUGUUUCGUCCCCUUUCCACCUUAUCACAGAUAUACUGACUACAACAGCUCUCCUGAGCCAGCGGUGGGCCGUAACAUCAGAACAUCCUUGUCUUGCGAAAGUAAUUUGACAGAAACUACACUUCCUACAAUGCAGUGCUUAGUUGAUACUACACUAUUCACACGUCUUCGUUCCUCCUGUGUCUUUACCAAAUCAGAUAGUUUUUCCUUCGCUGCCUUAAUUCUCGCUAUGCUAGUGGCUUUUAAAUGAACUCCUUGCAUAUGAGCGCAUGUUUUGUUUUUGUUCUCUUCACUGCAUGUGCUUAGACUUCGGGAAAGACCCUUUACCCCAAAAAUGAGAUGGUCUUUGUUUUUUCAUUAGUAGUUUUGUAUGGUAAAACUUUGUAUGGUUCAGAUGUCAUUUCAGUAGGUUUCUUGCACAUUGCUUUAAUUGUUGUUUUGUUUGGGCUUUGUGUCGUGUAGCUUUGCCCAGCAUGUUACACAAGCUCCUGAAACCACGUGCGUUUUCACAGAUCUGCAUAAUCACAAGGUCGAGUGAGGCGAAACUGGCAAUGCCAGCAAUGAUUUUUUCAGUGCCAGUUCCAGUCGAAGUCCACCACUGUCAGGUGAAGAUAACCCCUCAACUGCAAGCACUGCUGCAGGACUGCCUUCAACCAAGCAUGUGCUUUGUGUGGAAAGAGGGCGGGGGCUAAUUAUGCAACCAGGGACUCACAGAUGGGGUCAAAAGCACAAAAAUCAGUCACCGGUCAAUUGCCAUCUCUCAACUACCACUGUUCACAUCUCACAAACCCCAUGUGUCCAUUACCUGUUACAGUUUGUAACCACCCCCGGCCUGGACAGACCACAGAGGUACAGAUUUCCCCCCUCUGUCAAUGUGUUCUCCAUUGUCCACUCACGCUGUACUCAAACCCUUCAGCUUUUCUCUUUUUAAAUGAAUAGUGUAAGUACUUAGUGAAAGUUACAAGAUAUUUCAAGUAUGGGUGAGUACGUGUGAAUAUAGAGUGCUAAUGAAUGAGUAUUGAUAUAUAAAUAAUAUAUAAUGAUAAUUGUCAUGACACUUUUAAGAGGAGCUGUUUAUUGCGGUCUUUAUGGAUCUGUAUUUGGAAGUGUAAACAAUGUCCUUCUCUCUCCCCCUCUUUUGUGCCAAGUGUCGUCUUUUUGUCCUCUCGCUUCCUUUCUUUUUGCACCAAAUUGUCUGUGGGGCACAAAUGAAUUUAAAAUCCACAGUUGGUCAUUUCACACUGAGUGACAGCACAAAUUUCUGUCAAACAGCUUACUGACUGCACCCCUGCUGCCUCGGUUAUAAUUACUAUAAGUUAAUCAUUUAACUGACACAUCUUCCAAAAUGACUGUGAGCUUUGUGCAUUGAGCUGUUUACACUAGUAUACUGAUUAUAUAGCAGGUUCAUUUUUUGCUCUGUCAAUUCAGGGCAAGUACCUUGAGCAA